Messenger RNA from Podospora anserina S mat+, 759 nucleotides. RefSeq lists its product as uncharacterized. The record is from RefSeq and is a predicted model, not a curated record. Gene Ontology annotation, molecular function: misfolded protein binding; ubiquitin-specific protease binding. Gene Ontology annotation, biological process: endoplasmic reticulum unfolded protein response. Lineage: Eukaryota; Fungi; Ascomycota; Sordariomycetes; Sordariales; Podosporaceae. Gene Ontology annotation, cellular component: Hrd1p ubiquitin ligase ERAD-L complex; endoplasmic reticulum membrane. The coding region runs from base 1 to 759 and encodes 252 amino acids. The transcript has 3 exons.
AUGGACGGACUCAUGGACAACAACGGGCGCUUCCCACUCGAGACGUGGUUCUGGGAAAUGCCUGUAUGCACAAGAUGGUGGACAACAGCAACAGUGUUAUGCGCCGGCCUGGUGCAAUGUCACCUCUUAACACCCUUCCAGCUCUUCUACAGCUACAGAGCGGUAUUCGUAAAAGCUCAAUACUGGCGCCUCCUCACAACCUUCCUCUACUUUGGCCCCUUCUCCAUGGACCUCCUCUUCCACGUCUAUUUCCAACAGCGCUACUCCCGCCUCCUCGAAGAGUCCUCCGGCCGAUCACCGGCGCACUUUAGCUGGCUGCUGUUUUACGCGAUGAGCAGUUUGCUGUUACUAUCACCUUUUAUAGGGAUGCCCUUUCUCGGUCACCCGCUCUCGUCGACGCUGGUGUACAUCUGGUCGAGAAGAAACCCGGACACGCUGAUGAGCUUUCUGGGGGUGCUGGUGUUUAGGGCGCCGUAUCUGCCUUGGGUGUUGAUUGCCGUGAGCUAUGUGUUGCACGGCUUGAUCCCGAAGGAUGAGAUUUUGGGGGUGGUGAUUGGGCAUAUUUGGUACUUUUUUAAUGACGUGUACCCACCGCUGCAUAAUGGGAGCAAGCCGUUGGAUCCGCCGAUGUGGUGGAGGAGGUUGAUUGAGGGCCGCCCAAGAGAAGAAGAGACCAACGACGAGACUGCUAAUGGCGUGGAUAACGAGUUUGCUGUUGCUGGGGCUGGUCCGGAGGUGCCGGCGCCAGAUAUGCGAUGA